Messenger RNA from Vitis vinifera (wine grape), 1147 nucleotides. Its product is annotated as mavicyanin. The record is from RefSeq and is a predicted model, not a curated record. Bases 430 to 960 code for a protein of 176 amino acids. Gene Ontology annotation, cellular component: plasma membrane. The transcript is spliced from 2 exons. Lineage: Eukaryota; Viridiplantae; Streptophyta; Magnoliopsida; Vitales; Vitaceae. Gene Ontology annotation, molecular function: electron transfer activity.
GUGGGCAAUCCAGACAAUUAAGAUACGCAUGCUAAACUUCUCUAGUAUGUCCCUGCUUGGUUCUGGAAUUACCCAAAUGCCAAAGCUAGGUUUAGAGCAGCCACUCACUGAUUAAUGUGACUCUUCACUCUCAUCCGAAUCCCUGAAAUUAACCUGAUUCAGAUGGCUGGGCCUGAUAAAAUGAGUUCUGGGUGAUCUGAUACUAAUUCUGUUAAUCGGGGGCAACAUAGUAAAUUGAAGGAUCUUUUCCUUUUGUCUUCAUGGUGUGAAAGCUUUGCUGAUGACAAUCAAUGUCAUGGAUUCUAUUAUCACAUAAUAAAAUUAUAAGAAUACAGAUGUUGGGGAUGUUUUCAUCAUGUCUCUUUGAAUGUAUAAAAGGGUUGAUAGGAACGCUCCAAGAAGCCCCGAGAAGAAGAGAAAGGAGUGAAAAUGGAAGGUCUGUACCGAGUUUUAUCGGCUUUGGUUGUUGUAGGUUUGCUCACAAAUAAAGCCUUGGCAACACAACAUGUGGUUGGAGGAAGCCAGGGUUGGGAUGAAUCAUCAGAUUAUAGCAAAUGGGCAUCUGGUCAAACAUUCGAGGUUGGCGAUCAACUUGUUUUCAAGUAUACUCCUGGCCUGCACAGCGUGGUCGAACUCCCCAACGAAAGCGCAUACAAAAACUGUGAUGUAGGCAGCGCAUUAAACUCCAUGAACAGCGGUAACAAUGUGGUGAAGUUGUCCAAGGCCGGCACACGCUACUUCGCCUGUGGAACCAUAGGCCACUGUGACCAGGGUAUGAAGCUAAAGGUUUCAACCGUCUCCGCUGAUGCAUCCUCUUCCCCAGGAUCAACUCCCCCUUCUUCUUCUUCCUCUUCCUCUUCUUCGCCUACAUCGACUUCUGCAGCUUCUGCUUCCUUCCCCUUUGCUUCCAUGCUUCCCAUGGCUUCACUUCUAGCCAUCUCUAUGCUUUCCAUGUUCUAAUAGAGCUAGCUAUGCUAUGAUUUUGUUUCGGUAUUUAAUUAAAAGUCAAUUAUCUUGGGCGUGUAAUUAAAAUGUCUGCUAUAUAUGACUCGAGAUACAGAUUACAAUUCUUGGGAUAAUGUAUUCAUUAAUGUUGAUGAUGAAUGAGGGAGGAGAGUAACAAUAAAAUAAUGCCUUACCAUCUUCA